GAUUGACAGCGGACAGCAGCUGCUGAGUUGCCAGACAUGGCGGAGGAUACAGUGGCGCUGAGGCUCAGCGGCGGAGUUCUAUGACUUUUUUCGCCCCCCCCUCUCCUCUCCUUUCCAUUUCCUCGAGCAGUUGAGCCGUCCGAGGGCGCGUCGAACGCUUCUCGGGAAGACCGAGAGGCGGAGAGAAAUGUGUCGCUACUCGGAAAGGAGGCGGAAGACGACGUGAAUCGCCACACGCGAGUAAGAUGGGACAAUGUAUUGCUGUUUAGUGCAGUCAACAGCCCCGGGCAACCAAUAUGGCUCCUUGCGCCUUUCCCACCACUAUGCUAUAAACACUGCCCUCCCGAUGGCGCGGCGGCUCCGGCGAACUUACUUAAGUUCCAUAAUCUCUCGGUACUUUUGAACGCUUACGGUUAUUCGGCGGCGUUAGCUUUGGUGAAGCUAAGGUGGGCGGGUGGGGGGGACAACUACUAUCGCCGCCGCCACCACCACCGCGCGUAGUAGUAGCAGCAGCAGCAGCAGCAAUGGAGCCAAAGCACAAAGAGUUGCUCGAGCAGUGCCACCAGAACUUAGUGGAGUCCAUCACGGACGCCGACCGAGUCGUUGAGUUGCUCGUCGUCUCGGGCGCCCUCAGCCAACUCGACCGCUUCGAGCUGGAUCAGAACUGCUCGUCCAGCGCCGAGAAAGUGGAGCUGCUGCUGAAGAUGCUGACGAACAAGGAGAGCGACCAUUUCCUGGACCUGUGCGUGGCCCUGGAGAAGGCGUACCCCGACCUGCACGCUGCCCUGUUCGGCGGCAACAACGGUGGCGGGCCCGUGGACCACAACACCGGUUCCACAUACAGUGUCCUCUCUACCAUGCCGUCUGACUCAGAGAGCAGCAGCUCCCUCAGCAGCGUUGGUUCGCCCGUGAAUGGUGACGCAUCCUCCCCGCCCCCCGCCAUCAACGACAACCGGCCACCAAGUGACCACCUGGACACUGUCCUGUUCCAGCUUCGCCAGGUGACUAGGGAGCGGGACGAACUCCGCAAGCGACUGGCCCUGGCAUCACCUGGCACCACAUUUGAUGACUGCAGGCCAAAUUCCAAAGCCAGCCAUGAUUAUGAGCGGUUAAAAAGCCAGUGCAUGAGGGCCAUGGGAGAUCUGCAGUCUCUCCAGAACCAGCACACAAAAACACUGAAGAGGUGCGAGGAGGCUGUCAAAGAGGCCGACUUCUACCACAUGCUGCACAGCCGUGUCCUGGGCGAACAGACGCAGCUCAAGGAGGAGAUGGAGACGUUGCGUAGGGACAAUGCUCAACUGGUCCGAGAGCACAAUCACCUCAAACAGAGCUGUGAGGAGCUCCAGCGGUUGCACGGUCAAGACCAGAAGGAGUUGUCCGACCUCCGACUGCAGCAGCAACAGGUAAUGCGAGAAAAGGGCUCCUCGGAGGUGCUCAACAAAUUGUACGAUACAGCAAUGGACAAGCUGGAGGGUGUGAAGAAGGAGUAUGACACCCUCAGUAAGCGCUACGGUGAGAAGGUGGCAGCGCACAACACGGACCUGAGCCGUCUGGAGCAAGCCGAGGAGGAGAACCGGCGGCUGCAGAAGCAGAUGGACGCGCUGCUCAUACAGCGUGACUCAGCUAUGCACUACCAGCAGCAGUAUUCCACAUCCAUUAGGAGGUUCGAUUCCGUGCAGCAGGAGCUUAACAAGUCCUCUGCUCAAAACAAGGAGCUCCAGCGCGAGAUGGAGCGGCUUCAGUCAGAGGUGACACGCUACAAGACCCUGCAACUGAAGUCGGCCAAGGACUGUGACAAGUACAAGGAGGAGCGGGACUCUGUGUUUAACGAGUACCGCCUCAUCAUGAGCGAGCGCGACCAGGUCAUAAAGGAGUUGGACAAGCUGCAGACGGAGCUGGAGGCGGCUGAGGCCCGGCUGAAAAACACUUCCUCAGAAAGAGUUGUAGCUAGUGAGGAGUUGGAAGCACUCAGACAGGAGUUGAAUUCGUCACUGGUGGACCGCGACAGGGCCAUCUGUGAGAGGAACGAGCUGUUGGAGAAGUACUGCCAUGAAGUGAAGGACAAAGCCGAGGCCCAGAAAGAGCUCAGCCAGGCCUGCAAGGACAUCGAGAUGGUCCGGGAGGAGCGAGAUGUGGCCCGCAAGGAGAGGACAGAGGCCAUCAUUCAAAGGGAUCAGCUCCUUCGGGAGUACUACCAAGCCCGACAGAAACAAGAUUCAGCCACACUCGACAUGGAGCGGGCCAAUAAGGAAAUUGAGAUGCUGCGGAAACAGUAUGAAGCAAUGUCCCAGGAGCUGAAGGAGGCCACACAGGAGACUGAGGUGGCCAAAUGUCGUCGGGACUGGGCCUUCCAAGAGCGGGACAAAAUCGUGGCAGAGAGGGAGAGCAUCAGGACGCUGUGUGACAACCUACGUCGAGAGCGAGACCGUGCGGUCAGCGAUCUCGCAGAUGCGCUGAGGAAUCUGGACGAUAUGAGGAAGCAGAAGAAUGAUGCUUUGCGAGAGCUCAAAGAAAUGAAGGAGAAAAUGGAAGGACAGCUGGAGAAGGAGGCCCGCUUCUGUCAGCUCAUGGCCCACAGUUCUCACGACUCGGCCAUUGACACGGACUCCCUCGAGUGGGAAACUGAGGUGGUGGAGUUUGAGAAGGACAGGGACGACAUGGACUUGAAGGCACUUGGGUUUGAUAUCGCUGAAGGGGUAAACGAUCCAUAUUUACCGGGGGACUGUGGAAUAUUUGUGACACGGGUGGACAAAGGAAGUAUUGCAGACGGAAGGUUAAGGGUGAACGACUGGUUACUGAAGAUAAAUGACAUUGACCUGACCAACAAGGACAGGAAGCAGGUGAUGAAGGCAGUCCUUAACGUUGGCGGGCUCAUCAACAUGGUGGUACGAAGGAGAAAGUCUCUCGGGGGAAGGCUGCUCACUCCUGUUCACAUCAACCUCAUGGGUCACAAAGACAGCGGGAUAGGUCUGGAGAACGGCGUGUUUGUCACAACAGUGCUCCAAGGCAGUCCAGCAGCCAAAGAAGGCACACUAACUGUUGGAGACAGACUGAUCGCUAUAAACGGCAUCGCUCUGGAUAACAAGUCUGUGACAGAGUGCGAGGCCUUGUUGAAGAACUGCAGGGAUUCUCUCAGCCUCUCUCUUAUGAAGUUCUUUCCUCACAGUACAUCUGGCCAGAACAUCUUUGAGAGUCUGCGUGACUCAUCCGAGAAAUCAAAUGGGCGCAUUCAUCUGUCUGAGAUCCACUCCCGGAACAGCCGCAACCUGAAACACAACAGCUCAACGCAGACAGACAUUUUCUGCCCCGACAUUGGGAGCAGCGGCGCGAGCGCCAUCUCCGGUGAGAGGAGGAAGCACCGAGGGGAACCAGAUGAGCUUUACGGGAACAUGGGAAAACCUUUCUCCAUGGGUUCUCUCCAUGCCACGAGCCUGCAGACGGCAUCCGACUUGUGCACCGGGCGCUAUGGUCCCAGCGCCUUUCAAGAGUGCUGUCCCUACUCAAAACCACCAUCUUCCUUGCCGUUCGACCCUGUAUCUGCACCCGACUGUCUCACAAUGGAGGCAGCCCAGGACAGGAAGCACAACGGAGGAACAUGGCCCAAGAUGGUGGUGGGAGGCAUGUCAGUCGCACUGGAUAACAGCAGCCCGGUCCCAGCAACAGCCCAGCUCUCCAUCUACAAGUCCCCGAAGCAGAGAAAGUCCAUCUUUGACCCCGACACCUUCAAACGCCCUGAGACGCCUUCCUCUAAGUUGGAAUAUAUGGCAGCCAAUCAGAUAGCCGUGGCCGCGGCGUCACACUCCCCCCAGCCCUCGAAGACAGAAUCCCUCUCCUCUUCCUCCACUCCUACCCCGACCCCACCAACACCCCCCACCCGGAGCGACUCCUUCAAGUUCAAACACAAACAUCAGAGCAGCUCCGCGUCUGAUUGCACCAUCACGUCUGAUGGAAAAGGUGACGCUGGAGUCUCUGUGGUGAUGGGCGAGCGGGAGCGAGACAGAAACGGUAACCACUACUUCCUGGAUGGCAAAGUCCUGACCUCGAGGAAAUCGUGCGACGAGGACAUUGGGCGAACCAGAAGCGAGGAGCCUGAAGUGAAAAGGCCACGCCCUAAAUCCGCUCCUGCCCUUCGCCGUAGGAUGACGCCGCAGACCAUCACUCUUCCCGCGUUCCAGAGCUACUCUAAUGACGAGCAUUCGCCAGAGCCCCGGGACAUGCUGCACUCCUCCCCCAGCCGCUCCCAUCGGCACAGCGUCGGCUUUGUGCCCACCGUCUACAAUGGCAGCCUCCCUCCCAAUUCAGCCCACAGGGGUCUGUCUCCAUGCCCUGCCGUGACAGCCGUGAUGAGGAAUCCAGUGUACACGGUGCGCAGUCAUCGUGUACAUACCAGUAACUGCCCGUCAGUCGCCUCCCAGAUCUGUCACCAGCAUGCACCCACCAGCCCUCAACAUCAGGGUCGCCUGAGCCUGGAUCUGAGCCAGCAGAAGCGGGGCGGCGAAUACGCCGAAUCCUCGUCGUCACGAAGCAGCCGAGCGUCACACGGUACACACUCACUGCCCUCCAGCGCACGACUCGGUUCUUCUAAUAAUGUCCAGUACCGGGCUGAGAGGAUCAAGAUCCCUUCGACUCCCCGCUAUCCUCGAUCUAUGCUUGGCUCAGACAGAGGCUCCCUCUCGCAUUCGGAGUGCAGCAGCCCCAGCCUCAUCACACCGCCGCAGUCGCCGCUCAACCUGGAGAUGUCGUCCUUAGCCAGCAACCAAUCACAAGGCUCCAUUUCCACUUUACCUCGCAUCUCAGUCAGCCCGGUGCCAAUCAGUGAUCGUAGGAAGGACAGGCCUUACCUGGAGGAACCCCGUAACGUCAUUGUCCAUAAAGGUGCUGAGCCUCUGGGCAUCUCCAUUGUGAGUGGGGAGAACGGUGGCAUCUUUGUCUCUAAAGUUACUGGAGGUAGCAUUGCCCACCAGGCAGGACUGGAGUAUGGGGACCAGUUACUGGAGUUCAAUGGCAUCAACUUGCGCAACGCUACAGAGCAGCAGGCUCGCCUCAUCAUUGGCCAGCAGUGUGACACCAUCACCAUCAUGGCCCAGUACAACCCGCACAUGUACCAGCUGGGUAACCACUCUCGCUCCAGCUCCCGUCUCGAGCCAGUCAGUACUCAGUCAACACCGCAGGGAAGCGGCGCCACCACUCCGGAAAAUCACUGCACCAUUGAUACGCUCAGCGAACAGGACGAGGGCACCCUUACGCCAUCCUCGAAACAAACAACCCCCACCACCAGCCCUCAAAACUAUGUCAGAAUGCACUCUGAAGGCAACAACAAGGCUGGAGAGCCAAGGUUGGUGACGGUGCACCGGCCCGGAGUGGAGGUGGGAGUCACAUUGUGCGGAGGGAAUCUGCGGGGCAUCUACAUAGACAGUCUGGAUGAGGACAGUCCUGCCAGAGGGACUGACGGCCUGCUUCCUGGCGACCUCAUUCUGGAGUAUAAUUCGGUGAAUAUGAAGAACAAGACGGCAGAGGAAGUUUACGUCGAAAUGUUGAAGCCAGCCGAGACGGUCACAUUGAAGGUGCAGCAUCGGCCAAAUGACUUCAACGUGCUCAAAGAUGUUCCAGGAGAUGGCUUUUAUAUUAGAGCACUUUACGACCGCCUUGGUGAAGCUGAGGGGGACUUGACGUUCAAGAAGGACGAUAUCCUGUACGUGGACGAGUCGUUACCAAAGGGCAGCUUCGGGAUAUGGAUGGCCUGGCAGCUGGAUGAGAACGCGCAGCAGAUCCAGAGGGGGCAGAUCCCCAGCAAGUACAUGAUGGACCAAGAGUUCUACCGGCGACACAGCAUGACCGAGAUGAAGGAAGACUCGGGCAAGACGCUAUCGGCCGCUGCUCGUCGUUCCUUCUUCAGGAGGAAGCAGAAGCACAAGCGCAGCAGCUCCAAGGACAGCAAGGAGACUGUGGCUCUGGAUGCUAUCAGCACUGAUUCCAUCCCCUUCCUGGAAGACUGUGUAAGCCUGGCCUACCAGAGGGUCCAGAAGGUGGAGUGCGCCUCUCCCAGACCUGUGCUGGUCCUCGGACCACUGACAGACCCCAUCAAGGAGAUGCUGGUCAAAGAGUCUCCGGGGAAGUUCUUCAGAUGUGUACUAGAGAUAAUGAAGGCAUCGCAACAAGCCAUCGAACGAGGCGUCAAGGACUGUCUCUUCAUCGACUACAAGCGCCGCAGUGGCCAUUUUGAUGUCACCACAGUCGCGUCCAUAAAGGAAAUAUCAGAGAAGGGUUGUCACUGUUUGCUGGACAUCGCGCCGCACGCCAUUGAGAGGCUCCACAGUGUUCACAUUUAUCCAAUCGUCGUCUUUGUUCGCUAUAAAAAUGCCAAGCAGAUCAAGGAGCAGAAAGAUCCUCUUUAUCUGCGGGACAAAGUGUCUCAGAAACAUUCCAAGGAGCAGUUUGAAAGUGCACAGAAGAUCGAGCAGGACUACAGCAAGUUCUUCACAGGUAUCGUCCAAGGCGGCUCGCUCCCGUACAUUUGCACUCAGAUCAUGACCAUUGUGGAUCAAGAACAAAGUAAAGUCCUGUGGACGCCGCUCGGCUGCCCUUAGCGGACCAAGGGGGGGGCUGCUGGUCUUCAACACUAAUUCACGAGAACCCUCCCUCCUCACCACAUACCAUAGGUACACUACAUUGUAAAGUAUUUAUCUAUUUUUUUUUCUUUCUGGCUAAAUACUCCAUAGCAAGCACGUAGCACUGGCUCAUUCAAGCUCAUUCAGUCUUCCCUAAAGGAACUCUUGUUGGUGUAAGUGUGUGUGUGUGUGCGUGUGCGUGCGCGUGCGCGUUCACUAUUGACCCAAAAUGACUUUUCCCCCCAUGCCCUCGUGUGAACACAAACUUUAACGCUAAUGAUGUGUGUUUGGCCCACGCUGAGAAUGGAGGAAAACAAAUAUAAAGUUCCAAGAAUAAAAUCCGAAUCUAGUUAUUUUGGUAUAUAUAAGAAAAAUAAUUACUUUUCUCAAUAGUUACAUUAUUCUUCAAAGUUUUUUUUUUUUCUUGUAAUGUCGGGGUUUUAUGCUCGCAAAAUGACUUGCUUCAGAAUAGUGGUUUAGUUUUUAAAUGGUUUAAUGGUGAGUUGUUUCUCAUAAAACAGAUACAUAGCCACGAUAAUUUUUUCAAUUAAUAUUGAGCCUUUUGUUUUUCAUUGACUUUUAUAGUUUGACCUUACUCCAAAUUUUUUCCUUCCCAUGUAAUUAAAUCUUUAUUUUGGGAUUCCCCCCCCACCCCCCUGGUACAAUUGCCCUUUUUUUCGAGCAAUUUUACAACUUCUCAUACAUUGUCGACUUCAUUCUUGUAAAAUUCUGAAUUGUUGUCACCAAAUUCUCAUCUAUUUUUUUCUUGAUAUGAUUCUUGGAAAAUUAUGACUUUUAAAAUUGCAACUUUAUUCUAAGUGACUUAUAAAACUGUAUCCUAUUUCUGGUA
Messenger RNA from Syngnathoides biaculeatus (alligator pipefish), 7458 nucleotides. It is a transcript of the gene dlg5a, whose product is annotated as discs, large homolog 5a (Drosophila). Gene Ontology annotation, biological process: regulation of apoptotic process. Gene Ontology annotation, molecular function: protein binding. The transcript is spliced from 33 exons. The record is from RefSeq and is a predicted model, not a curated record. Lineage: Eukaryota; Metazoa; Chordata; Actinopteri; Syngnathiformes; Syngnathidae. The coding region runs from base 525 to 6587 and encodes 2020 amino acids.